Glarea lozoyensis ATCC 20868 is the source of this 2118-nucleotide messenger RNA. Its product is annotated as Protein kinase-like (PK-like). Gene Ontology annotation, biological process: protein phosphorylation. The record is from RefSeq and is a predicted model, not a curated record. Lineage: Eukaryota; Fungi; Ascomycota; Leotiomycetes; Helotiales; Helotiaceae. Bases 1 to 2118 code for a protein of 705 amino acids. Gene Ontology annotation, molecular function: protein kinase activity; ATP binding. The transcript has 2 exons.
AUGGACUAUCGCCGGACGUCGCUGGUGGUGAACAGGAAACAGCAGGCUAUCGCAAAUGCUCAUAUAUAUGCCAGUUUCGCCGGGCCCGCUGGAACAAACAACGCAAAUGGAAUUCUUGCCGAAACACCAACAAUGUGGUGGGAUGAAGAUCGGAUCGAGACGACGGUUACUCGUCAGUUCGUCUUAGCGAACCUACGACCUGACGAACAACUGCGAUUAGACGAGCCUUUGCGGUUCGGCGAGGGUUUAACAGAUGAUACGUAUAUGGAAUGGAUCGAAUCGAAGGCGAAGCGGAUAUUUCUGAUCUUGGUCGACCUGGGGGUUCCUGAUCAAAUAUUCGGUGUUCUUGACGACUCGUGGGAUGAUGAUGAUUUGCCUGUUCCGCUGGAUCAUGUUGAGCGACUUCGGCUGACGUACGAGAAAGACGAGCGGAUGGAUAAGCGAUUUUUCCAAAGACAAUUUGUCUACUUGCUUCGUGGUUUGCAAAAAGGAGCCCAACUCGUCUAUGCGGACGAUGAGGUAGUUCCAUUAGAGCUCACAGAGAAAAGGCCAGUGGGCGCAGUACCUGGACUUACCCAAAGCAACUUCGAUAAGGUUCAUCUCCCAGGACGACCAGAUGAUAUCUUCAUUCGACGAAAGAUACCCAUUGGAACGACGCCAGGUCGGUUGCCGAUGGAAGACUUCCUCGCUGGAGUCGAAUCUCUGAAGAAUGUUGAGCAUGACCAUUUAACAUGCCUUUGGGCAUCAUAUACGCACUUGGAACAUGGCUACCUCAUCAUGAAUCCAGUCGACAAUAGUUCACUGAAAUCUUUCCUGACUGUUACACCACAAUCGUACAAGAUCCUCGCGAAGCAGGAACGUCGCAUAAUGAUGAUGAACUGGAUGCAUUGUCUCGCUGAUGCACUUUCCUUCUUGCACAGCAAAGGCUUGUCACACCGCAACAUCAAGCCUUCAAAUAUCAUGCUUGAUAUUGAUAAUCACAUUUUUCUAAGUGAUUGCAGCAUUUUCAAUAGCUCUCCAAUGCUGAACACAAAGCAAGGAUUUGACAAGGAGACUUACGAUUAUUCCGCACCAGAAAAAGCCGCAAGAACAGAAAAGGCAGCACCAGUUUACUCACCAAACACUCGCUCAACUACAAGAGGGACGAUGGCGCGAAGGUCAACAGGUCCCAGUACAAACGGAGUUCCUGUGUCUCCGACAAUAACCACGUCUGCCACAUUCUUUUCUGACACCGCAUCGAUAAGAACGUCCUCGACGGGAUCAAAUCCACCCAGUUCCCCCACAAAAUCUUCCUCGAGGUUGGAAUCGACUCACGACCCUCAAAAGUCAGAUAUUUUCUCUCUAGGUACGAUUUUCCUCGAGAUCAUCACGUUUCUCUUGAAAAGGGCAUCUCGUAACUUUGCCUCGCACCGAGCUUCGAAGAACAAGACUCCUGGUCGUGGUGGCGGCCUUCCAGAUUCAUCAUUCCACAAGAAUCUAGGACAAGUUGAGAGCUGGAUGAGUACUCUCGCUAGAGAUGCUUCGAAAAAGGAGGAUCAGAUAUUUAGAGGCGUCAGUCAUAUUUUAUUACUGGUGAACAACAUGCUAUCAGUUCACCCGGAUGAUCGGCCCACCGCCAAAGAGGUACAGGAAAGUCUGUAUGCUAUUCUCUCGGAAUACAGUGGGAUGGGACAACCCAAAGCUGGACCUCCAGACGAGAACCGUGGUCGUAUACACUGCGAGACCCGCGAAAACAAAGCCACCGAAUGGAAUUUCGGCUUCGAUGAGCUCCGUCUCGCUUCUCAGCGUGCGGCCGCAGCAGCUUGUGCCUCUGUCGCUCCGGUGAGCACGCUCAUCGGUAAUAUCAGCAGUAACACUACCGUCAUUUAUCCUACAAUGAAUUUGGAAAAGCUGAUUGCAGACCGGACUGUCUUGCGUAGUCCAGCACCUAGGGGAAGAAGUGACAAGGAUGGAGAUAAAUCGAGUAUUCAUACUAAGAAUAGCAAGAGUAGUGAAGGCAAAUCGAGAGCGGGAAGUGGUAACGGAGGAGGGAAAAUCAAGCCGAAACCAAAGGCCUGGCAGGCGCCAGUUUAUGCCGGUGGAAAUGACUUGGGGAUAUUGAGUGCUGAGAGGGAAUGA